Molecule: messenger RNA, 1245 nt
Organism: Symbiodinium sp. CCMP2456
Lineage: Eukaryota; Dinophyceae; Suessiales; Symbiodiniaceae
Source: the annotation of a GenBank genome assembly
AUGUCGGACGCGAAGAGGCCAAGGCUCGGGGACCCUCACGAGGACGCAUGUCAGCUGGCUCAUCAGCUCCUGUCGCAGGAGGGAGUCCGGAAGCUCCUCUGCCCUGAGCUCGUGGAGGAUGUCUUGGCCUGCUCGGUCGCGCGAGGGGUGGUCAUGUACCCGGAGCCCGAGAAGAAGAGGGAGGCCCGUGCAGUGCCCGUGACGCUGACACCCUGCCCGCUUCCGGCGAGCAGCUUCCGCGCCGCCGAGGAGCUGGCGGCGGACUUCCAUGCCCUCAUGGACAAAGUCUGCUGUGACCUGGCAUGGAUGCGGGAAGCCCUAGCGAAGACGGCCGCCAUGGAUUUGAUCUGCCGGAAACUGUUGGAGGUGUGCGAGCAGGCGUACAACAGCGAGACUGGCAAGGAGCCGAGUGGCGACAUCAGGCUCCAUAUCAUGCGCAACGAUUUCAUGUUCGACCUGCAGCGCGAUCCAGAUCUUGCGAUGGUUCAGAUCGAGCUGAACAUGAUGGCCGCCUCCUUCUCCACGCAUUGCCAAGACCUGACAGAAGCGCAGCGCUAUGCGCUUACGAAGUUCUUGGGCGUUCUGGAGCCGAAUCUCGGCUGCGCCCGAGUGGCCACGGCCCUGGAGGCGGCGAUGCCGAGGAGCCCAGCGGCGGAGAAGAUUGCCGAAGCGAUGGCCUUGGCGCACGAGGCCUACGACGCGCGGUGGCAGAGCAUCGGUCUCCCCAGGGCCGUGCUGUUCGUGUCGACAGAAGACGAGAAGAACGAGCUGGACCACAGGAAGCUUGAGCUGGCGUUUGCGCGGAAGGGGCUUCUUUGUCUGCGCCGGUCGCUUCCCCGCCUCGCGAGUUCUGCCCUCCGACCCCUGGCGCCAGCCGAAGGGCGCAGGACCUCCGUCAAGAAGCCCAUGGCUCUGGUCGUUGAGGGUAACUACGAGGUUGCCGUGGCCUACUUCCGAUCGGGAUAUUGGCCGAACCACUUCACGGAUGGGGCAUGGGAGGCCCGCGCCAUGAUCGAGCGCUCCGAAGCCGUGAAGUGCCCAUCCGCUCCCGCGCAGCUGGCCGGGAUGAAGAAGGUUCAGCAACUGCUCUGCCUCCCCACGGAGCUUCGGCGCUUCACCGGCGAGGCGGCAGCGACGGCGGUGGCGAAGACGUUCGGCAGGCAGUACGAUCCAAGCGAGGAGGCCGCCAAAGAAGCGGUCGAGGCUGCCAAAGCCGAGCCUGGGCGCUGGGUGCUGAAGCCGCAG